Molecule: messenger RNA, 306 nt
Organism: Wickerhamiella sorbophila
Lineage: Eukaryota; Fungi; Ascomycota; Dipodascomycetes; Dipodascales; Trichomonascaceae
Product: U6 snRNA-associated Sm-like protein LSm6
Exons: 1
Coding region: 1-306 (101 amino acids)
Biological process (GO): mRNA splicing, via spliceosome
Molecular function (GO): RNA binding
Source: RefSeq, a predicted model, not a curated record
AUGGCUGAGGAGCAUGCAGUUGCUGAGCCUGUUGUUGAGGACAUUGGAGAGUCCAAGUCCGAGUCCCCUGUUGAGGAGGCUCCCGGAAACAAUGCCGCAUCUGAGUUCAUUGCCGAGCUUACCGGCAAAGAGGUCAUUGUGAAGCUGACGUCGUCUAUUGAAUACCACGGCCUACUCCAGGCUGUUGACGGUUUUAUGAACAUUACUUUGCAGAACACAAGAGAAGUGUAUGACGGCAAGCUGGUUUCUGAGUUUGGCGAUGUAUUUCUUCGUGGAUCCAUGGUGGCCUAUAUUGCGGCCGCUUGA